UGUAUAUGGGACAAAUUUCCCAUGCUGUCCAUAUUUUAAUUGGAAACCGAUUAUAUAAAGUACGGCGACUUUCGCAUGGUAACUUAUAUGAACAAGUCUCUUAAGAAAGGAUUGUUGAAUAGUUGAAUAUUCUGCUGAUCGCUUGUGUAACCUCGUAGGGGAAGUCCGUCCAAAUUUUCCAUAUUUAUUCAUAUUAUUUAUACUAUUAUUCAUAAUACUCGUCGUAUGAUUCAUUCCUUCAAAAAUUCUUCACUAUUCAACCUCGCCUUCCCCCGUCUUGUGUUUCGAUCGCUAGACGCAUCGUAACCCUACCUAGGUAACUACCUACGAAGACAACGUCCCCUUGUACCACUCUACGUCAAGUAUGAAUUACACGUUACUCUCUACCCGCUUGUCGCGAGGCAUAAGUGGCGUUGCUGUCGCAGGCGCCGGCGCCGGCCUGUACUACACGUAUAUGAGAAGUGUCGUUCACGCGGACUCGGGUGCGUCAAAGCGUGCCUUCGGUAGUGGCCCGGCUUUCUUAUCCCUCGAACUUGAAAGCACCGAGACCGUAAACCACAACACGAAACGGUUGCGUUUUAAGUUGCCCGAACCAGAUUCCAUCAGUGGCUUGACACUAACAUCCGCUCUCUUGACAUUUUCUUGGCCCAAAGGUAGCACAUUUCCUGUCUUGCGACCUUACACACCAGUAAAUUCUCUAGAUGAGCCUGGCGCUAUAGAGCUCCUGGUAAAACGAUAUCCGACCGGGAAGCAAAGCACGCACAUUCACUCUUUGCAACCUGGAGAUUCACUGCGGUUCGUAACCUGCUUGCCGGGGUAUAAUUGGCAGCCGAAUAAGCAUUCGGAGAUUAUGCUCAUCGCCGGAGGAGCCGGUAUCACUCCUGCUUACCAACUUAUCCGGGGCAUUUUGCAAAACCCGGACGACCACACCAAGAUCACGCUUGUAUUCGGAGUCAAUACGGACGCCGACUUACUCUUGAGGAAAGAAUUCGACGAUUACAAGACUCGCUUCCCAAGUCGCUUCCAGGCAGUCUAUACGGUCAGCCAGCCUGUGGACGGCUCGCCAUUCCGAAAGGGGUAUGUUUCUAAAGAUUUGCUAAAGGAGAUAUCACCAAGUGCAGAAGACUGCAAAAUAUUCGUGUGCGGACCGCCGCCGAUGGAGGAGUCUCUUGUAGGGAGCAAGCGGAAGCCGGGGAUAUUAGAAGAACUCGGAUAUCGGAAAGACCAAAUUCAUAGGUUCUAGGCCGGUUGACUAAUUCGAUACAUUACCUUAUCUCGUGAAGAGAGAGGUUAAUCAACAUUAGGUUAUUUAGAAAAACAUAAUUUUAUAUCCAAAGAAUCGCUCUCUACAUAGCCAAGGUGAUAAGACUUAUCUUGGAGUCAAACUAGAGCUUAUUGGAAGCAGUUUCGUGUAAAAGGAAAAUUAUACCUAUAUUCCUAUGUUUGAUUCA
Molecule: messenger RNA, 1451 nt
Organism: Annulohypoxylon truncatum
Lineage: Eukaryota; Fungi; Ascomycota; Sordariomycetes; Xylariales; Hypoxylaceae
Product: ferredoxin reductase-like protein
Exons: 3
Coding region: 365-1243 (292 amino acids)
Biological process (GO): ergosterol biosynthetic process
Molecular function (GO): cytochrome-b5 reductase activity, acting on NAD(P)H
Source: RefSeq, a predicted model, not a curated record